Molecule: messenger RNA, 1843 nt
Organism: Hippoglossus stenolepis (Pacific halibut)
Lineage: Eukaryota; Metazoa; Chordata; Actinopteri; Pleuronectiformes; Pleuronectidae
Exons: 8
Coding region: 649-1629 (326 amino acids)
Biological process (GO): S-methylmethionine cycle
Molecular function (GO): zinc ion binding; S-adenosylmethionine-homocysteine S-methyltransferase activity
Source: RefSeq, a predicted model, not a curated record
CCGCGGGAAUGCUAUGCUCCGUUUCUAUAGUAACGGUGUUGAAAAGUCGAGGUGCGUUCAGGACUCACUGUAACGCUCCGUUCAAGAUGUGGAAAUACAACUCAACUAAUGAAAUAGCUUUAAUAUACAUGAAGGUUUUAUAUAAAUAGCAACAAACAUACUGUAGCAUCCGUACAUGUUAGGCUCCGUUAGUAACAUGUACAUAGAAUAUAAAUGAAGUACAUGCGUAAAGAAAAUGUCACAUUUGGGAAAAGCCCGACUGGAAGGUGCUGUGGUCUUGUUCACGUGGUGAUUUCACAUGUCAGUGACAGAAGUAUAAAGUCACAAUGAUUCAUUCAUUCAUGAGCUGAAUUAUAUUAUGAUAAAACACUGUUCGUCUUCCGCAUGUGUCACAGCAUUGUGUAAUGCGACAUCUAGCGGUGAUACGGUACAAGUGUGAAGACCGGAAUCGCCUUAAUAUUUAAAGUUUCGAGCCACUGUAAACGCACCAUUUCCCCCUCCUCUGUAACCCGGAACAACAACAGUUUACAAAGCGACCUCAUGUGUUUGAUCUAUCUCACUGUAUGAAGUCAGAGUGUGUUUGUCAGUAGUCUGUGUUAUGAUAAUAGUUACAACCUAGACAGACGUAGAUAGAACCAGUGUUUCUCUAUGGCUUCACGUCUGAGAGCUGACAUGGCUGAUCAUCAACCUCUGAUUCUGGAUGGUGGACUAGCGACUGAACUGGAAGCACAAGGAAUACAUUUACAGGGAGAUCCUUUGUGGAGUGCCAGACUGUUGCACACUAAUCCCCAGGCCAUAAGAGAGGCUCAUUACAGUUUCCUCCGCAGUGGAGCUGAUGUUAUCACCACAGCCACAUACCAGGCAAGUAUCACAGGGUUCAUCACUCACAUGGACGUGAGCUCUGAAUGUGCCAGAGAGCUGUUGAUGUCUGGUGUUCACCUGGCCAAAGAGUCAGUGAAGAGAUUUGUCUCUGAGAGCCGUGCAACAGAGCAAAAAUGUCCCCUGGUGGCCGGCUCUGUUGGACCAUACGGGGCUUUUCUGCACAAUGGUUCAGAGUACACUGGGGCGUAUGCAGAGAAGAUGAGUAUUGAGGAACUUAAAGUAUGGCAUCGGCCACAGAUUGGUUGCCUAGCAGCAGCAGGCGCUGACCUCAUUGCUUUUGAGACAAUCCCAAGUAUCAAAGAGGCAGAGGCUCUGGUGGAGCUGCUGAGAGAGUUUCCCAACACCAAAGCCUGGCUCUCCUUCUCCUGUAAGGAUGGGAGGUGUAUAUCAGACGGCAGCCUGUUCACAGACGCAGUGAAGAUUGCUAACACAUCAACACAACUGGUCGCUGUAGGAGUCAACUGCUGCUCUCCAGCACUGGUGGAGCAGCUGCUGGACUCUGCAGGCUCCCUGCUGAGCCCAGAUAUGAGCUGGGUGGUGUACCCCAACAGUGGAGAGGAGUGGGACACUGAGCAGGGGUGGAUGACUCCAGGAAAAACAUCAGCAUCAAUACUUGAACUCAGUCAUACAUGGAUGAAGCAAGGUGCCUUUUUGAUAGGAGGCUGCUGCCGUAUUGGUCCUGCUCACAUUAAAGAGUUACGACAACAGUUAAAAGGAAGUUGUACCUCUGCCGCCUCUGCAGUGUGACUGGACUGAAACUGUAACAGUGAUUGUGACAAAGAAGUCUGUCCUGGGAGUUUGUAAAAAUCUUAAUUUAUUGUAAAAUAAAUUAAAUAUACCACUACAUCAAAACCAUGUGGGUACACGAUGACAUCCGUAUUGGGUCAAAGUCAAAGACAAAGACCUUCUUGGUAAAAGUGUAAGAAUAAAUUAAAUCUGUACAUAAACAGAAAAAAUCAAA